GCAAGAAUGUCGCAAUUACGCAGCGCAUGAAAUCCCGAGGCGUACUAAUAUGUGAGUUGUGAGGUCAAUCACAGCCUCUCCGAACCGUCAUGAAUCUCCGAUCUUUCAUUGCAAGCUAUUGGAGCACGUCAAACUAUAACACCUACCUUUAAUCUUUGCGCAUUUGCAAAAUGGCACAGGUGCCAGAACCCUCGCCCCCGCACGAGCCUGAUGCGGCUACUCAGGCCCUCGCACGAUAUGCUGAAUCUGUCCAAGACUUCUUAAGAUAUCAGCAUAUCUAUGCUGGAGGAGCACAGUCGAAUAAAACGGUGUCAAUUCUGCAAGCUGAAAUCAAGGAGAAGGAUGAAAAGAUCAAACAAUUGGAUACAGCCAUCUCUGUUUGGACUGUUGGAGGUAACAAAGAAGUGUCUCGGAUGAAAGUAGAGAAUGCGGAGAUCAGAGCGGAAAUGUCUGGUCUGAAGAAUCAACUCCAACAGGAAAGCAAAGACAAAGGUCAAUUUGAAGCGCAGUUGAAGCAUGCUAGCCACCUCUUAGGUGAGCAGGAAAAACAAUCUACUAAGUUACGCAGGGAAAUAGAGACAUUGAAGGCUGAAAACGAUGUAUUAAAAACAAGACUGCAGGAAGGCAAGGCUGCAAGAGAUCAACUGAAUAGUCAGCUAGAUUUGACUCGAGGGGAACUUGACACUUUUACAGGCUAUAAGGCAAAUCUCGUGAAUCUGGACUUGACCAAAUUCUGCGAAGGUUUAACGAAAAUAUGGGAGCGUACAAACGGUUUAGUGAAGAAGUACUUCUCACUUGAUAUCUCAACUGAGUCACUCGAAGAACACGAUAAUUGGACCCAGCAAGCAUGCCGUUUUCUGCGUCCUCCUUCCGGAUCUAUACUGAUACCGCCGACAAACAGUCCUGCAGCUAAGCAUGCACGAAAGAUUGUGAUGUUGACUGUUUUUGCGCGUGUGUUUGUGCAGUAUAUAUUCACGGCAACGGCAUUACGAUUCUCUCAAGCUGGCCUGGAUUUGGUCUUGUCGGAACUAUCGCACCAAGAUGAUGAAAAAGAGCAACUGUGCAGAGCGUUGCUUUUUUCGGUACCAAGUGGAAGCCUGCCCGAUGAGAAGGAUAUACAGCAAGUUGUGAAAUGGAUUAUGGAUUCUUUCGGAACAAUUAUACCUCCAACAAGUCGUACGGAGCUGAAAUCGAGCAUUAGAGGUUUGAUGGAAGAUGCUACCAAAUACUGGUCUGAAUCACGACGAAGUCGUCAAAAGCUUAUCUCCACGAUGGAAUACGAACCAUAUCCGGAGUCAUGGAGGACUUACCCUAUCCCAAGGAAUGAUCGCCAGAAGCACACCAAGUACGUCGAAGCUUCGGAUCCUGAGGAUGAAGAUGAAAUAACUUUCGUUGCGUUUCCGGCGAUUAUGUCAAUGAGCGGUGACGGACCAAAAACAGUUUAUCACGGUUGGAUCGAAUUUGGUAGCGCUACGGUUACCCGAUAA
Messenger RNA from Cucurbitaria berberidis CBS 394.84, 1487 nucleotides. RefSeq lists its product as uncharacterized. The transcript is spliced from 4 exons. The record is from RefSeq and is a predicted model, not a curated record. Bases 171 to 1487 code for a protein of 438 amino acids. NCBI's taxonomy places the organism in Eukaryota, Fungi, Ascomycota, Dothideomycetes, Pleosporales, Cucurbitariaceae.